Messenger RNA from Racocetra persica, 147 nucleotides. Lineage: Eukaryota; Fungi; Glomeromycota; Glomeromycetes; Diversisporales; Gigasporaceae. The record is from the annotation of a GenBank genome assembly.
UAUCUCCGUCAAAACCAUGCAUCCAGAGAGCGGCAACCGGUAAUAUCGGUAAAAGAGAUAAAGUUCAAAAUUCCAACUAUCAUCUUGCAAAAAAAAAAAUCAACGAUACUCACUUCACGACACUCGCCAAGGCUAAUAAUAUGACAA